Molecule: messenger RNA, 2730 nt
Organism: Camelina sativa (false flax)
Lineage: Eukaryota; Viridiplantae; Streptophyta; Magnoliopsida; Brassicales; Brassicaceae
Source: RefSeq, a predicted model, not a curated record
UUAGACUUGAAGGGGAAAAAAUUGCAGUGUUACUUUCUCCUCUUUCACUUCUGAGAGAAGUAAAAAACCUUUAAAAUCUCAAAGUCGAUUCUUCUCUAGCUCUCUCUAAAAUCAACCAGAUUCUCUUUACGUACACUGCUUCGCUCACUUUGAUUGAACAAUUUGGAUGGGGUUUGAUUAUUGGAUCUCUUCCUCGAGGGUUUGCAAAUUAAAGAAGAGCCUUUUCGGAUUCCUUUUAUGUUUCAAGAAACACAAGUCUCGUUUCUCCUGGCGGUGGUGUCUUCGAGCUCGGGUUCUUCAGUUCUCGUUGGUAUUUCGGGAUAUGGUCACAAGAAAAUCCCUAAGAGAACCUACGUUUGGGUUGGGAACAGGGACACACCUGUCUACAACUCCUAACGCAACUCUCGAAAUCUCUGGUCGUUCUCCGCGAUAAUAACCGCAUCAUCUGGGAUACUCUCUCAGAGAAAAAAGGAGAGAUCUCCGGAGCUGGUGGCGGAGCUCCUGGCUAACGGAAAUUUGGUGCUGAGAUACUCGCAAAGCAUGGACCCAAGAGGUUAUUUGUGGCAGAGUUUUGUGAUCCAUCCGACACGUUACUUGAGAAUCCAGCAAGAGGAGACUACAUCUUUGAACACAUCUUGAGAAUCCAUCCGACACGUUACUUCCGGGUAUGAAAUUUCCUAGGAUUUUCAUCUCCGAGGGAGAGGAAGCUAUCAAAAAGUAUCGGAGCGGCGGUUGGAAUGGUAUCGAAUUCGCUGACGUUCCCAUGGUUUUCAAUUCAAGUAAUCAAGAUGGUCAGACGUCUUUUUUGUUUCAAGACACCAACCCUUAUUCUAGAGUCACAUUGACGUUCAGAGGUAUUUUGAUGUGGUAUACGUGGGAUAUAACAUCACAAGAAUGGAUCACUCGAUGGAGUGCACCAAUUACAAAUUGUGAUCAGUAUAACCAUUGUGGCACCAACAGUUACUGCGACGGGAACAUGUGUAAGUGCAUCAAAGGGUUUGAGCCAAACAUCGCAGGAGGAGGAUGUUUUAGAAAAAAACCGCUGAGCUGCGAUAGCAACAGGUUUUGUCUCUUCACCAGAAUGAAGUUGCCGGAUACAAUGGAUGCAAAUAUAUAUACCUCACACGAAAAGAAAAGUUGUCGUCAUAUGUGUAUCAAUGACUGCCACUGCACGGCUUAUACACUGAUUGUCUAUCAAAAUGGCACUUUAUCAUCAAACUGUGUGACUUGGAGCAAAGACCUCGUGGAUGUUCAAACUUACGCCCAAGCAGGUCAAGAUUUGUACAUCAGACUCAAUGGAAAGAAGAAGAACAAAAAGUGGCUUAUCAUAGGUCUGAGCGUUGGAGCCGCUGCUGCUCUCAUCAUCAUUAUAAUUGUGGUACUGGUUUGUAUUUGGAAAAGGAAACAAAAGUUAGCAAGAGCGACUGCAGUAAAUGAAAAUGUUAUGGAAUCGCAAACCGAAGAAAAUAUCUUUGGAGCAGAGGAUAUAGGGACUCCGCAACUUCCACCCAUGGAUUUUGGAACAAUAUUAAGCGCCACAGAGAACUUCUCUGAUGCUAAUGAGAUUGGACAUGGUGGAUUCGGUACUGUAUAUAAGGGAUGUUUACCUAGCGGGCAAGCAAUUGCGGUGAAAAGACUCUCUGAGAUCUCAAGACAAGGGACUGUGGAGUUCAAAGCCGAGGUGAUGUUAAUUGCAAACCUCCAGCAUAUCAAUCUAGUUAGACUUCUUGGUUGGAGCGUUCACGAGGAUGAGAGGGUCUUGGUAUAUGAAUACCUUGAAAACGGAAGCCUCCACCAUCGACUUUUUGGUGACUUCUUUAUACAAUAUAUGAUAUAAUAAUUAAGUUAACAUCCUUAUUAUUAUUUUAAUUUAUCGAAUUGUUUUCUAACCGCGUUAUAGGUGGAGGCGAAAACUCAUGUGAGCUGAACUGGCAGAGGAGAUUUGACAUAAUUAAGGGCAUCGCUCAAGGACUUGCGUAUAUGCAAGAAGGUUCGCGAGACAUGAUUAUUCACAGGGAUCUUAAGCCAGGUAACAUCUUGCUUGAUAGAGGUAUGAUCCCCAAAAUUUCAGAUUUCGGGUUGGCAAGAAUCUGUGACAGGAGCGAGAGAGAGACUAAAACUACGAAGCCGUCUAGUACUUAUGGUUACAUGUCUCCGGAGUAGGCAGAGAAUGGGUGGUAUUCAACAAAGUCAGAUAUCUUUAGCUUCCGGGUGAUACUCCUUGAGAUUGUUACUGGGAAGGAGAACAGAGCCUUUUCAUACACGCUGUGCAGCACUAAUCUUCUAAGCUAUAUUUGGACCAACUGGAAUGACGAUAACUGGGAGGAUACUGUUGAUCAAACCAUACGAGACUCAUCAUCAUCAUUUCAGAAACAACAAGUCCGAAGAUGCCUAGAAGUUGGUCUCUUGUGUGUUCAGCAAGAUGCAGAGGACAGACCAACUAUGUCGUCGGUGUUAUUGAUGCUUGUUAAUGAUACAGCUGCCAUCCCGAGCCCUAAACUUCCUGGUUUCUUCAGGGCUGAGGGUCACAAUGAGGCUUCCAUAACGUCUGGUUCUUUAAUAUCUACCGCCAUAAGAUACUCCUCCUCGACAUCACGCCCCAGUUAUUAAAUCGUUUUGUUAAUCUGUAAUAUCUUCAUGCUUCUAUAUAUGCUGCUAUAUAUGAUAUUGCUGUUCAAGACGAUUGAUAUUUACAAUUUCCAAGUAAUAAAGAGACCUUGCAUGUGGUUA